AUGCUGCCUAACAAAAAUUGUGGUAGCCGUGUCAUUCUCACAACUCAUUUCGCCAAUAUAGCUUCUACAUGUUGUGAAGAAACUGAUGGUAAUGUUUAUACAUUGAUGUUGUUGUCCCCAGAGGAGUCUUGGAAGCUGUUUUACAACAAGACUUUUCGGGGAAACUUAUGCCCUUCAUACUUGAAGAAAAUUUCUCUUCAAAUCUUAGAAAGAUGCGAGGGAUUGCCGCUUGCAAUUUUAGCGAUAAGUGGUGUUUUGCCUACAAAGGACAUGAGCAAAAUAGACGAAUGGGAAAUGCUUUAUCACAACCUUGGUGCUGAAUUAGAGGGCAAUGACAAACUAGAGACAAAAGGAUUUGUGAAUGCUAUUAAGGGGAAGACAAUAAAAGAAGUUGCAAAAGGCUACCUCAAUGAGCUAUUCAAUAGGAGCUUGAUUCAAGUGGCAGAGAGAUAUCUAGAUGGAAGGCCUUCUGGUUUCCACAUUCACGACCUGAUGCGUGAAAUUAUUGUUUCAAAGGCAAGAGAGCAAAACAAUGUAACAACAAUUUGCAAACAGGGCUCAAGGAGGCCGGAGAAGGUCCGCCGCCUAUUGAUCCGAAGCACCUCGGAUAAUGUGGAAUAUAUCGAGCAUUCUUCUCGACUCCAUUCUCUGUUUGUGUGGGGGCCGAUGGAUUCAUUACCUAUUGCAUCAUUGUGUGAGUUGUUUAGACGUGGUUCGAGGCUGCUAAAUGUGUUAGAUUUGAAAGGUACUCCAUAA
This is a messenger RNA of Camellia sinensis, 756 nucleotides long. The record is from RefSeq and is a predicted model, not a curated record. Lineage: Eukaryota; Viridiplantae; Streptophyta; Magnoliopsida; Ericales; Theaceae.